GACGACUCGAGGAAAGACCAACCUUUUGGAGAGGCUAAAGAUGUCGGGCUGCGUUCUGGGUGGAUGCACCUGGGCUAGGCAGCAGCAGGGAGUUCCGCCGGCUCCCUCGGGCAGCAGUUUGCUGCAGCUUGCCUGCCUGCUCUGCAUUCCCUUGAAUAGGGGCGGCCGGUGUAUGUGAAGGAAUCCUACCUCCAUGAUAGGGUUGGCUUUAGCACUGGGCCCGAUUCACCCACAAGGGUCGCUUUGUGAAUCAUGGGGCAGAGAUCGAGAGUCAGUGGAGAGGGGAGCUUUAUCCUGGGGAAGAUGGGGGGCGCGGGCUGGUCUUUAUGAGUGGUUAAGGGUCUUCCCUGUAGGUUGGGAAUUAGGGUCUUCCUUCUUAGUCGGGGGGCGCGAUCCUGCUCUUUCUUGUGGGUUAUUACCGGGUGGGACUGGGCUUCGCUUCGCUGGUUAGCAUUGGGGUCUUUAUGAUAAGUUGGGGGGGGGGCUUUAGAUCUCUCUUUUUUUUACAACUGAUGAGAGGGGGGUCCUGAUUGUUGAUGGGGAGGUUUUCAAUACUUUUUUGCACGAUCGGCGGACCUACUAAAGUCCUUCCUCCUGGUUCGCUUGCGGGGGGGGGGUCCAAGUCUCCCGACUCACCCCCCUCCCUAUUCCCCCCAUCGGCUCUAAGAAGACCCCCCCCCGCACAACACCACACACCCAGGUCUUCUUGCUUUGUCCUUUUGCUCUGCGGGGCCCCCAUAACCUUCCCGGUCAUUCCUGGGGGGGCCGCUGGUCCCUUUUCCUAGGAAAGGGGUGAUGGGGGGGUCCUGGCGGGGGGGAAAGCACCAUCCAGGCAAGGAAGAGGCGGCAGCCCAGCAGCGGCCGGAGCGACACCCCCCCCACACACACACCAUUGCAGAAGCUGCGCGCGGUCCUCCCCCCCCCCCCCGCAACGAGGCUCUCUCCAGGGUGGAGCAAGCGAGGAGGAGGCGGCUGGUCGCUGCUGGAGCAUCUCUCGGCGCCAGAGUCCCGAGCAUCUGCUGCUGCUGCCGCCGCCCCCCCGCCUAUCGGAUCCGCUCCUAGCAAGCGAAAGGAGGCGGGGGGGGAGGCGGGAGGGAGGCAGCAGCCCCCCCGCAACACCAUGGACAAGUGAGGCAAGGCGACAACUGCGCGCCCACCCACCCCGCGCUUGCCCGCCCCAUCCCUGGGGGGCUGCACGGGAAAACAGCCCUCCCCAAACCCUUCUAACCAGCAGGGGCCGUUGUCCGCGCCAUGUCGCACCUGUCUCAGCUGAAGGCUUCGGCCCUGCUCCUGGCCUUCUUCCUCCCCUCGCCGCUCGCAACGGUGGACGACCACCUGGGCACGCUUGGGAUCGGGGCCACGUCUCCCGAUGGCGGCAACCGCACUGCCAAGUGCCAGGAGGCGACGGAGUGCCAGGAAGGGGUCAUCCUGCCGGUGUGGCUGCCCCAGAACCCCUCGGUGGGCGACAAGGUGGCGCGGGCCAUCGUCUACUUCGUGGCGCUGAUCUACAUGUUCCUGGGCAUGUCGAUCAUCGCGGACCGCUUCAUGGCCUCCAUCGAAGUCAUCACCUCCCAGGAGAAGGAGAUCACCAUCAAGAAGCCCAACGGCGAGACCACCACCACCACCAUCCGCAUCUGGAACGAGACCGUCUCCAACCUGACCCUGAUGGCGCUGGGCUCCUCCGCCCCCGAGAUCCUCCUCUCCAUCAUCGAGAUCGUGGGCCACGGCUUCCACGCCGGAGACAUGGGGCCCAGCACCAUCGUGGGCAGCGCCGCCUUCAACAUGUUCAUCAUCAUCGCCGUCUGCGUCCACGUGGUCCCCGAGGGGGAAGUCCGGCGGAUCAAACACUUGCGGGUCUUCUUCGUCACGGCCGCCUGGAGCAUCUUCGCCUACAUCUGGCUGUACCUCAUCCUGGCGUGGUUCUCCCCCGGGGAAGUGGAGUUAUGGGAGGGCCUCUUGACCUUCCUGUUCUUCCCCAUCUGCGUCCUCCAGGCUUGGGUUGCAGACCGGCGGCUGCUCUUCUACAAGUACGUCCAGAAGAAAUAUCGUGCCGAUAAGGCCCGGGGCCUGAUCAUCGAGACCGAGGGCGACAGCAGCUACCCCAAGCUGGACAUGGAGAUGGACCACUCGUUAAAGGAAGGGUCCGAAGGCCUCGUGGAAGGAGCCAAGGACCAAGACGACGAAGCCCGCCGGGACAUGGCCCGCACGCUGAGGGACCUCAGGCAGAAGCACCCGGAGAAGGACAUGGAGCAGCUGAUCGAGAUGGCCAACUACCACGUCCUGGUCCAGCAGCAGAAGAGCCGGGCCUUCUACCGCAUCCAGGCCACCCGCAUGAUGAUCGGGGCAGGCAACGUCCUCAAGAAGCACGCGGCCGACCAGGCCCGCAAGGCCGUCAGCAUGCAGGAAGUGCGUGCGGAAGACGACGAGUCGGUGACCAAGGUCGGCUUCGAGCCGGCGCACUACCAGUGCUUCGAGAACUGUGGCUCGGUGGUGCUGACGGUGGCCCGGCGAGGAGGGGACCCGUCCCGCGUCACGCUGCGUGUGGACUUCCGCACGGAGGACGGCAGCGCCAACGCCGGCUCCGACUACGAGUUUGCCGAGGGCACUCUGCUCUUCAAGCCCGGCGAGACCCACAAGGAGGUCCGGGUCGGGAUCAUCGACGACGACAUCUUCGAGGAGGACGAGUACUUCUACGUCCACCUCAGCAACGUGUGGGCCACCUGGGCAGAGCCGGGCUCCGAGCCUCCUCCCAAAGCCUGCCUCGGGCCCUCCAAGAUGGCGACCGUCACCAUCUUCGACGACGACCACGCCGGCAUCUUCACCUUCGAGGGGGCCUCCAUGCGGGUGAGCGAGAGCGUGGGGGCCGUGCGCAUCAAGGUGCUGAGGACCUCGGGGGCCCGCGGGCGAGUAGCCAUCCCUUUCCACACCAUCGAGGGCACCGCCAAGGCUGGGGAGGACUACGAGGAGGUCGCCGGCAAGGUGGAGUUCCAGAACGACGAGACCAUGAGAUACAUCGAAAUUAAAAUUAUUGAUGACGAGGAGUAUGAGAAAAACAAGAAUUUCCACCUGCAGCUGGGGCCGCCAGAACUGUUGGAUACUGGCCCACGGCAUGGCGACUCCAACGAGAACCGGCUGCCCGAGGGAGAAGAGGAAGCCAUUGCCAAGAUGGGGUGCCCCAGCCUGGGGGAGCACUGCAGACUCGAGGUGGUCAUCGAGGAGUCCUACGAGUUCAAGAGCACUGUGGACAAAUUAAUCAAGAAAACCAACCUGGCCCUGGUGGUUGGCAGCAGCAGCUGGAGGGAGCAGUUUGUGAGUGCCGUGACCGUCAGCGCAGGCGACGACGAGGAUGACGAUUCUGGGGAGGAACGCCUCCCCUCCUGUUUUGACUACAUCAUGCACUUCCUGACGGUCUUCUGGAAGGUCCUCUUCGCCUUCGUGCCGCCCACGGAGUACUGGUGCGGCUGGGCCUGCUUCUUUGUCUCCAUCUGCCUCAUCGGGGUGCUCACCGCCCUCACGGGGGACCUGGCCGCCCACUUCGGCUGCACCGUCGGCCUCAAGGACUCGGUCACGGCCGUGGUCUUCGUGGCGCUGGGCACUUCCGUCCCCGACACUUUCGCCAGCAAGGUGGCUGCCAUCCAAGACCAGCAUGCCGACGCUUCCAUCGGCAACGUGACAGGCAGCAACGCAGUCAACGUCUUCCUGGGCAUCGGGGUGGCCUGGACUAUUGCAGCCGGCUACUGGGCCAGCCAGGGCAAGCCGUUCCUGGUCCAGCCGGGCAACUUGGCCUUCUCGGUCACCCUUUUCACCAUCUUCGCCUUUGUCAGCAUUGCGGUCCUGCUCUACCGGCGCCGGGCACCCGUCGGCGGCGAACUGGGAGGGCCUCGCACCCCGAAAAUCCUGUCCACGCUGCUCUUCGUCUGCCUGUGGCUGAUUUACAUCCUCCUGGCUGCCCUAGAGGCCUAUUGCCACAUUAAGGGCUUUUAGGGCAGGGGCCGGACUGGGUCGAUUCGCCGACAGGCUUGGCUCAGGGGAGCCCCCCCUGCCCAAACCUGGGGAGACCCCUCCCUGGAGGACUUGAAAGAAGACUCCCCCGCCCAGGUUGGGACCCCCUCUUCCCUGUCCAGCAACACAGGGACACCUUCACUUCUGCCGAGUUCAGAUGAAGACUUGGCCAGAAAAACAGCCCGCAGCCGAGCGUCGAUGGAACGGGGCGAGGAAACCACGGGGCUAACCCCGGCUGACCGGCUGCACCUCAGUUCUGCCACGGACCGCUGGGGGUCUUCCGUCUCCAUUGGGAGAAACACCGCCUGCCUCCUGUGGCUUCCAGGAUCUGGUCUAGGAGACCCCCAACCCAAGUUUGGGGACACCAGUCCGUUUGGGGGUGCUGACUCAAGCAAAGCUGGGGUGCCCCAUGAAUUAAACACCCCAGACUGUAGGAGGGAAGAGAUGACCCACCCAGCCACCCACCCCGGCCAACUCUGAAUAGUCUUUGGUGAUGGGCUGGAGAGGGCUUGACAGGGUGGCGUUUCCGCCUCAAGUCUGGCCACCAUUUUGGCAGAGGAGAGCAGAGGCCGCUCACCUCUGAAGCCGGGACAAUUUUUGUGGGGUGGAAUGUGGUGGCGAGAACGUGGCAUUGCCCUCGAGGCGGGGGGCACCAUUUCCUCACACACACCCCACCCAAAUAAUUGUGCCGUGGUGGGGAAAGAGGGUCCCAGCCUGCCCAUUCCUCCUGUUCCAAGCACAGUGAAUUCUCUCUCAAAAACCUGCACUCUUGCAAAAAACAAACAAACCCCAGAACAGCACAAACAUUGCAAAAACAGCAAGAAAUGGCAGGACAGCGGCUUUUCCCUCCCUGCCAGAGCUGCCAAAUCCACCACCUUUCCCCACCAUCUUCAUUCACUUCUUCCCCUCUGUACAAAACCUAGAUUUAUAUUUAGUUUUUCUUAUUUUGCUUAACAGAAAAAAAAAUCUCUUUAUUUUAUUUUUAUUUAAGAAAAAACAGAAAAACCUGUGACACCCACUCACUCCUCUGCCCCUUUCACUGUCCCUUAACGUGGACUCCUUUAGCCCCACUCCCUACCUUGUGGUUGCUGUGCGCGGUGCUUCCUUCCCCACUCCUCCCUCAAAAGAGGGCGGGUGGAGAUCUCGGUGCGUCCCAUGCCCUGGUCUGCAUGGCGGCCCUCGUGUCCAACUCAUCCGAGCCGUGUGUCUGUGAGUCGCUUCGUGCCAUGCUUGUGGCCCAUCUUCUGCCAGUGCCUGCCCGUCGCUCCCGCCUGCUGUCCUGUUUCCUUGCCCACAUGGCCCCCUUUCCGUGUCCAAUUGCCUGUAUGUACUACUUUGAACUUGUUUUGUGUGUGUGCGUGUGUGUGCGCGCGCGCGUGUGCGUGUGUGGUUUUGUUCAUUUGUUUUUUCUUUAAAAAAGGUUAUUUAAAACUUGCUGGAGAAA
This is a messenger RNA of Hemicordylus capensis (graceful crag lizard), 5446 nucleotides long. RefSeq names its product sodium/calcium exchanger 1-like. Gene Ontology annotation, molecular function: calcium:sodium antiporter activity. The record is from RefSeq and is a predicted model, not a curated record. Lineage: Eukaryota; Metazoa; Chordata; Lepidosauria; Squamata; Cordylidae. Gene Ontology annotation, cellular component: axon; sarcolemma; postsynapse. Gene Ontology annotation, biological process: cell communication; calcium ion import across plasma membrane; sodium ion transmembrane transport. The coding region runs from base 1252 to 3984 and encodes 910 amino acids. The transcript is spliced from 7 exons.